AUGUCAACUGGAAAUUCAGACGAGAUUGAGCUUUCGAGAGUCAGAGGUGCUGGAAUUAGCGAGCCUCUUGACGCAACCAUGAAUGAUGAUAGUAUCGAUGAAAACAAUGAUAUUAUGGUCAGAACUGGUAUAAGCGAAGCAAUUGAUCCGAAGAAACGGACAUUUACAUUUGGUCCAGACCCAGACGGUGUAGAUGGCGUAAAUGAUGCAGAGAAUGUAAAGACCGCAGGCAUGGCAGAUAUUGCAGCAGAGACCACGGAACGUUUAGAAGACUCUGACGAUAAGCCACCAGACGGCGGCUUUAAAGCAUAUUCCGUAUUAGUAGGUUCUUACUUCACGAUUUUGACCAACUUAGGCCUUAUUAAUUCUGUUGGUGCGAUCCAGACGUAUGUCUCUGAGCACCAGUUGGCAGGCAUUAACGCUAUUAGUGUCUCGUGGAUUUUCUCUAUCUACCUUUGUCUUGCAUACGGGGUAGGCCUUGUCACAGGUAGUAUAUUUGACAAGAAAGGUCCUACGGGAUUGUUGAUUGUAUCGACUGUAUUGAUUGUUGCAGGGUUAUUUGGUGCAGCCUACAGUAAGACCGUUUACCAAUUUAUUUUGAGUUUUAUGGCUGUUGGGAUUUCAAACGGUUUAUCGCUUACUCCAUCGGUUGGUGUUAUUAAUCACUGGUUUUCCAAUAAAAAGAUAGGAGCGAUUCAAGGCCUUUCUACUAGCGCAGGCUCUUUGGGUGGGUUAGCAUUCCCAUUAUUGUUGAGAUACUUAUACCCUACUUAUGGAUUUUCAAUAGCGCUUAUUGUUUUGGGAUGUAUCUGUUUUGGAUGUAUGUUAAUUGGAAUUGCUUUAAUUAGAGAAAGAGUAAAGAGACAGUCACAAGAAGUAACUUCCUUAUCUAAUGCAAGGCCUGAAACAUUAUCAAAAUGGAAGAAAGUUAAGAAAGAAUCGAAAGUUUUGAGUUUUAAACAUUUGAAAGAUACUAAAUAUGUUCUUCUUAUUGUGGGUGCAUUUUUCGCUGAACUUUCAUUAGUGUUGAUUGUCACCUAUUAUGCUACGUAUGCAAUUGCACAGGGUGUCUCAGAAUCAACCGCUUAUAUAUUGUUAACUGUUUGGAACGCUACUGGUAUAUUGGGCAGAUUUUUGCCAGGUUUGGGGUCUGAUUUCUUUGGGAAGUUCAACAUGAAUAUCUUGAUGCUUUUAGGCUAUAAUAUAUCCAUUUUCGUAUUGUGGGUACCUUUUGGAUACAACUUGAAAGUUUUGUAUGCAUUCGCAGCUCUUGGAGGUUUUUUUCUGGGACUGAUUUUGUCAAUGGUUCCAAUUUGCUUGUCCCAAAUUAGUUUAGUUGUCGAAUUUGGAGAAAGAUAUGGGUUAUUAAAUUUCUUCCUCAGUUUGGGUAAUUUGUUCGGUGUUCCAAUAGCAGCUGUUAUUAUUGGAAAUGGAAGCGUCCACAAUUACAAAAUGUUUUCAAUCUUGGUUUGCGUGUGUUCCGUUAUUGGGACCCUAUUCUGGUAUUUGAGUAGACACUCAAUUGUUGGAUUUAGAUUGAAUGUAAAAAUUUAA
Messenger RNA from Debaryomyces fabryi, 1554 nucleotides. RefSeq lists its product as uncharacterized. The record is from RefSeq and is a predicted model, not a curated record. Gene Ontology annotation, cellular component: fungal-type vacuole membrane. Gene Ontology annotation, biological process: transmembrane transport. The transcript has a single exon. Gene Ontology annotation, molecular function: transmembrane transporter activity. Lineage: Eukaryota; Fungi; Ascomycota; Pichiomycetes; Serinales; Debaryomycetaceae. The coding region runs from base 1 to 1554 and encodes 517 amino acids.